Messenger RNA from Rhea pennata, 2298 nucleotides. It is a transcript of the gene PARP16, whose product is annotated as poly(ADP-ribose) polymerase family member 16. The transcript is spliced from 6 exons. Gene Ontology annotation, biological process: endoplasmic reticulum unfolded protein response. The record is from RefSeq and is a predicted model, not a curated record. Gene Ontology annotation, cellular component: membrane; endoplasmic reticulum tubular network; nuclear envelope. NCBI's taxonomy places the organism in Eukaryota, Metazoa, Chordata, Aves, Rheiformes, Rheidae. The coding region runs from base 26 to 1027 and encodes 333 amino acids. Gene Ontology annotation, molecular function: protein serine/threonine kinase activator activity; NAD+ poly-ADP-ribosyltransferase activity; kinase binding.
AGCGGCCCCCAGCCCGCCGGCGGGCAUGGCGCCUCCGGGCCCGGCCGAGGCGGCCGCCCGCCUGCGGGAGGCGGCGGCGAGGGACCCGCUGGCCGCCGACCUGCGCUGCAGCCUCUUCGCCGCGGCGCUGCAGAGCUACAAGCGCGACUCGGCGCUGAGGCCCUUCCCGGGCCGCUACGCGAGCGGCGGCAGCAAGGACUUCGAGGCGCUGCUUGCAGAUACAAAUGCUUUACCAAGCCUGAAAGAACUUCUAGAAUCUGUUCCAAACACUGAGAAAAGGACCUGGGAUUUGUUUAGUUGGAUUUUAUCAUCUAAGAUCUUGAUGAUACAAAGUAGUAAAAAGCAGGAGUAUGAGAAGAUCCGAGAACUCACUGGGAUGUCUGGUGCUGCUGUUCCUGCUCCGGACUUCCUGUUUGAGAUAGUGUAUUGUGAGCAAAUGAAUACCAAGUUUGCUGAAACCAGGGGAGAACGGGACCUCAUCUAUGCAUUCCAUGGGAGCCGCCUCGAAAACUUCCAUUCCAUCCUGCACAACGGCCUGCAGUGCCAUUUGAACAAGACAUCCCUGUUUGGUGAAGGUACCUAUCUAACCAGUGAUCUGAGCCUGGCUCUGCUGUACAGCCCUCACGGGCUUGGUUGGCAGCGGAGUGUUUUGGGCUCUAUCCUUAGCUGCGUUGCUGUUUGUGAGAUCAUUGACCACCCAGAUGUAAAAUGUCAGGUGAAGAAGAAAGACCUCUUCUCUUCCCAUGCAGAUUCAGAAGAAAUAGACAGGAAAAGAGCAAGAGUAAAAAACAGUGAAGGGGGUGAUGUACCACAGAAAUACUUCGUUGUCACAAACAAUCAGCUUUUACGAGUUAAAUACUUACUACUAUAUUCACAGAAACAGCAUAGGAGGCCCUCUAGUCAAUCCUCCUGGUUUUCCACCCACCGUUUUGCUGUAAUGAUGAUGCUGUACCUACUGCUGCUAAUGGUGAUAGGGGCCAGCAAUUCUCCAGCCUUCCUCUACUACUGGCACAGAAUGUUUGACUAGGAAGGAUGAAUUGCCUGGAAUGAUGAACUGUUAUUUUCACCAUGUGCCUUAAUAAUAGCAAAUCUGCUAUGUCCUGCAUCUGUUAAAGAGCUCUGGAAAUGAAGAUGCCUGGAGCUUUCCUGUUCUCUCCCCACUAAAUUAUCCUCAUGGCAUCUUUCCAUUUAUUUUUAUUUCUGUGUUCCCGUGAUUUAUGAGGACGCCCAGUACAGCUGAAAAGGGUCGUGAUGGUGCAGUCUAGCAUGAACCCAUUGUUAAGAGUCUGGGGGGGGGGGAUUAUUUAAAAUGAAUGAAAGUUUAACAUGACUAUUUUCUGUCAAAUUGAGGAAGUAAUAUUUGCAUGCAGUAUGUCAGAGAAGGUUACCUGUAGCAGGUCUUACCAGUUUGUUUUCAGAAACUGUAGUUAGUGAUGUUUCUCCUGUACUAAUGUGGAUGGUCACUUUUAAGACUGACUUUGUUUUUGGUCAGGACUUUUUAUAUUUGAGCGUAAAGAGAAAAACAGCAGGAAAUAGCAAUCAAACUGGGAUAAAUUAAACGUUUUUUAGUCAAGGUUUUUUGUUUUUGUUUUUUUAAUAUAUAUAAAAUCCACAUGGUUUGUGCUCUCAGUUAUGACUUGCCUUGUUCUUACUGUAUAUAUCAGGCUGGAAUAACAGCUUAGCAUCAAUACUAAAUAAGGGUUUUCCUGUUAAACUGCCUUCCACUUGUAUCUUCUGUGCCAACAAGGGGGAGGGUGAAGAUUUCCAUUUACACUGACAGCUGGCAGGCUUUUUAGGGUUGGUGUUGCUUGUUUUUUGGGGAUCUACUUCAACAUUUGUACCCAUAUUGAAUCAUUUUCUGCCUCUUUACAAACAGAUAGGCUAGCUAGCAGUAACAUAGAAAACUGUUUCAGGAAAUAGUUUGUAAGAAAUGGAAUAAGAUGGCAGCAAAGCUGGCAGGGAUUUAUUUUGUAUCCAUGAACAUUCUUAGUACAAUUAGCUCUGUGUAGACUUCACCUCUAUGUGACAGCUUGUGCCCAAUACUACACAUUUGUAAGACAGAUUGUCCACAUUAAGUUUUCAGAAGUUCAGUUUUUCAUGGUGGGAAUUACAGCAGUUGCACUCUUUGUGAGGUGCUUUGACUUAACGCUGGUGUGUAAAGCCUCAGUACAUCUCAGAAUAGUCUUUUCUAAUCUUGAAGUAGGGAAUUCUGACUGUAUUUCAUGAGGUUGUUUGAAAAUAAGUGAACAGGGCAUGCGUGAGUUCAUUGUAGAGCAUAAAGAAGGAAACAUCCUCCCC